This is a messenger RNA of Seriola dumerili (greater amberjack), 2626 nucleotides long. It is a transcript of the gene susd5, whose product is annotated as sushi domain containing 5. Bases 1 to 2424 code for a protein of 807 amino acids. NCBI's taxonomy places the organism in Eukaryota, Metazoa, Chordata, Actinopteri, Carangiformes, Carangidae. The transcript has 6 exons. Gene Ontology annotation, molecular function: hyaluronic acid binding. Gene Ontology annotation, biological process: cell adhesion; Notch signaling pathway. The record is from RefSeq and is a predicted model, not a curated record.
AUGCUGGAUCGUGGUAACCCAACUGCUCUAUCAUUGGUCUUUGGAUGCCUGGCCUGUCUUGUGGUGACCUCUGUUGUAAAUGCAGACGGUCGAGUGUUUGUGUUGGACCGGAGGAACUCCUCCGACCUGCAGGGCUUCAGAGACGCUGAGCGCGCUUGUGCCUCACAACAUGCCCGCUUGGCAUCAGCAGAGGAGCUCCGUCAUGCUGUGGUGGAGUGCUUCUUCUCCUCAUGCACCCGUGGAUGGCUCUAUGGAGGCACAGUGGGAACCACGGUGUGUAAUAGUGCGGGCAGUGCACUGAAAGCAGUGGAUGUGAGAGCAGAAAAUACUACAGAGGACACUGCACACCUGGAUGCCUUCUGUAUCAAAGACAAAGGUGUGCCGUGUGGAGACCCUCCAUCCUUUCCCAAUGCCCGUCUGCAGGGUCACACUGGGUUUGAGAUGGGUGAUGAGUUGCUGUACACCUGUGUGCCAGGUUAUUUGAUGCCCAGUGGCCACAGUGCCUUCAGCCUGCUGUGCGACAGCUGUGGAGAGUGGUAUGGACUGGUGCAGAUUUGUGUCAAAGAUGAGACUGAAAGUCAUGUUGACUACGAGGACAAGUUCACAGAUUCCUACGGAGAGGAAGAGCAUCCCAGUGAGAUACCACAGGAGGCUCAUGGCGAAGUGUACGAGGAGGUGCAUGGAGCUGCAGGAGCUGAGCUGAGUCAGGAGCAGCAAGAGACAAGCUUUGGUGUUGAAGUAGAGGAGGAGCAUCAAGACCAGCAUGGAGAAGGAGGAGGAAAGGUGAUUGGUAGAAAAUUUGAAGGUGCUAUAGAAGGAGGUGAAAAAGACGAAGAAAGGGCUAUUGAAGACUUUGUAGGCCAUCCGAGGUGGGAGCAGGAGAGGAGAGAGGUGGUUAGGAUAGAUGCAGCUCCAGCCACAGAAGCAUCUGUCUCUCUUCUCUCCCAGAAACACAUGUUCUGGUUCCCUUCUGAGGCCUUUCAGGAGGAGGGACAUCCUGUCUCCACCAAUCCCAUCACACAGACUACACAGAGAGCCUCAGGCGCUCAAUCAGAGGAGAGCAGAGAACAUGAGAGCCAAGAGAGGCACCACCACCCACAUACUAGUGAUGCUGACGACCAUGAUGAUGACCACGAGCGAGAAAGCUACGAUGAUCAUGAUACAGAUGCCCGAGAUGAUCAUGACGACAGCCACCAUGACGAUGAAGAUGAUCACGAUGAUCAUGUGACACAUUACAUUCCAGCUCAGCGUGAUGAUCUUGAUCGACGGGACCGCCACGAAAAACACGGCGACGAUCAUGAUGACCAUUAUGACAUGGGUGAACAUGAAGAUGAUCGGGUUCGCUACGGCAGCCAAGAGUACGAUGAUCGAGAUGAUACUUACGACGAACACGAGAGCUAUGAGGAUCAUGAGGACGUGACUGACGAUCAUGAUGAUCGAGAGCAUCUUGAAGCCUCUAAGGAACAUCCAGACCCUGACGACCAUGUUGAUGGUGAGGACCAUUAUGACAUGGAAGAGGAUGGCAACGACCGCUACACCGAUCACGAUGAUCAUGACCCUGAUGACCAUGACAGCUAUGAUGAUCACGAUAGCCAUGAAGAUGACGGCAAUGGUCAUCAGCAUGUAAUCUUUUCUAUAGCAACAGAAGAGCGUAAGAACGGCACUCAGAAGGGAGCAGGAGGAAAGACCACCACAGAUCAAACCUGGCUAGACGGAUACCCUGUCGUUCCAGAGGAGACAGAGAAGAGUGACUCCACAACAGAAAGGGUGGGACCAGAAGAUAGAGAGAGGGGGACACUUGCCAGGACAACAGACAGACCCAAUGAGGUGGAAAUUCGUAGACCUGUCCCUUACACCAGCUCGCCAGAGGAGCAUGAGUCUCCCACCAUGGAACCUGAACAAGAGGGAGUGGAGGAGGUGUGGCCUGGAUUCAUUUCCACAGCUGCUCCUUCCCCUGAUCAUUUAGAGCCCUCAGACUCCCCCUCAUACUCUGACACCCUUGACUACAACACACAACAAGCAGAUCCCACUCGCUCCUGGCAGGGUGACCUCACUAAGCACCCCUUCCUCGAUUACAGCCCAGCUCCUCCAGUGCAUGACGGCGACAUCCUCACCGGAGUGAUGGAGGAGCACACUGUGCACAACCUGCCUGGUGAGACUGGUGAGAGGGCGGAGAUAGAAGGGGAGAUCGGGGAGACGAUCUGUACAGGUGAUGACUGCCCUCCACGUCCUCCAAGCUCCUCCGGCCACGGUCCCACGGUAGCUGCCAUAAUCGUGGCGGUGUGUGUGGUUGCUGCGGCGGUCAUCAUCGGGGUGUGGUGUUACCGACGGCAGCAGCAGAAGAGCUCAGUGUACGAGAUGAAUGGGAAAGGCCAAAGUCAGACCAGACAGGGCCAACAGAUAGAGAUGCAGCAAAAAGUGUAAGAGCAAGAGAUGAGGAAAGAAGGACACUGACGGAGGGCAGAGACAUUCAGGAGUGAUGGGACGAUUCAGAUGAAUAUGAGAGGAGAGCACAACCCUUCAUCUUACUAGAAACUCCUGCAUCAUUGAAGAUUUUGGAUAGGUAUGAACAGAUGAGUUGUGCUACAGCUCUGUAUUAAACAGAAAAAAUCUUACCUGUGGGAUG